Messenger RNA from Hyaloscypha bicolor E, 1167 nucleotides. RefSeq lists its product as uncharacterized. The record is from RefSeq and is a predicted model, not a curated record. The transcript has 5 exons. Bases 1 to 1167 code for a protein of 388 amino acids. Lineage: Eukaryota; Fungi; Ascomycota; Leotiomycetes; Helotiales; Hyaloscyphaceae.
AUGCGUAAGGUCCUGUUGCUGGUCUUCAUCCACGGCUUCAAGGGUGGUGAUACAACCUUUGGAACCUUUCCCGACCACAUUACCGCCCUUGUCCAACAUGCGCUUCCGAAACUGGACAUUCGGUUCUUGGUGUAUCCCGCUUUUGAGACCAGAGGGGCCUUGGAGGAAUGCGUGAGCAGGUUUAGAGAUUGGCUGCUGGAGAAAGUCAUCGAUAUUGAAGUCCAAAAUCAUACUCCAUCCCCCACCGUCGAACCUUCUGUACGGGCUAUUUUAGUGGGACAUUCUAUGGGUGGCAUCGUUGCAGCAGACACCUUACUCGCCCUUACGAAUGACCUCCCCAUCGAUACCUCUGCUCCCGCCGACCUUAAAAAGCCAGAACUAAACUCCUUCAUGUUUCCAUAUGUUCAAGGCGUCUUAGCAUUUGACACACCUUACCUCGGAAUCUCGCCUGGCGUUGUUGCACACGGAGCGGAAGAACAUUACAAUACAGCAACGAAUGCGCUUACGCAGUUGAGCGGGCUUACAGGAGCAAUCUGGGGAACUAAAGCCGCCGCAGAUGCAGAGGGUUCCAAAGACAAGAAACCCUUAACAGCAUUGCCUGCUCCACCUCCAUCAGACGCCCCUAUACCAAUGUGGCAAAGAUGGGGGAAGGUCGCGGCUAUUGCUGGAGCUGGAGCUGCUGUGGUUGCUGCAGGAGGCGCAGCGUACCUGAAAAGGGAAGAGAUCACAUCAGGAUGGUCUUGGGCAACGUCUCAUCUCGAAUUUGUGGGCUGUUUGAUGAAGGGACCUGAGCUGCAGAAGAGAGUCGCUGGAAUAGUGCGGCUGAACAAAGAGUUACAUGUCGGAUUCGGAAAUCUCUACACCAGAUUGGGGAAGAAGGCUGUCAGCAAAGGGGAUGGAAAGACUAUGGUCGGGAGUGUUAUUGGGAAUCAAAGGACCUUUUGCAAUCUGCCCAAGAAGGAGUCGAAGGAGUUUUGGCACGAAGCAAUCAAUGACGAGGCUGCAGAUGAGGCUUGGGCACAUAUGUCUAUGUUCUACCCGAAAGACAAUCCAGGCUUCUAUGCGAUGUCCGAGGAUGCCAAGAAACUCAUAGUCCAGUGGGCCACCAACGAAUGGUCCGAGUCAAGUACUGGAGAUACGAAGCUCCUGGUUGAGCACGAAUUAUAG